AACACUAGAACUCAAAGUCACUUCUCGUCUAAGUCGUCUUGUUCCCAAAAUUCCAAAACCUUUCCAAUUUACUCUCCUGAUCUCUCACUCCAAUAUAAAGAAUCCACAUCAUUUCCCCUAAGUUGAAAACUCUAAAUAUCACAAAAGAUAAAUUCUUUUAGAACCCUCAAUAUGGAGAAGAUACAAAAGAUGAUCUCCGAGAAGCCUGUCGUGAUAUUCAGCAAGAACUCGUGCUGCAUGUCUCACACGAUCAAGACUCUCUUCAUCGACUUUGGUGUGAACCCAACGAUCUACGAGCUCGACGAGAUCAACAGAGGAAAGGAGAUAGAGCAAGCAUUGGCUCAGCUUGGCUGCAGCCCUACCGUGCCGGUGGUGUUCAUAGGAGGUCAGCUCAUUGGUGGAGCGAAUCAAGUCAUGAGUCUCCAUCUCAAUCGCUCUCUUGUCCCAAUGCUUAAGCACGUUGGAGCGUUAUGGGUUUGAUUAUUAUUUAAAUAAAUUAAAAACUAAACCCAAAAAAACCCAUUUCCGUACGUAGCGUAAGUACGUACCGUACUAAUUAUUCUAAUGCUUUUUAAGAAUAAGAUGAAACUUAAGAAAAAAAAUAUCAUCUAUACAUACUUUGUAAGCAAGUCUAUCUCAGUUUUUAGGGGAUAGAUUAUGAGAGUGUACCUAUUUUUGUAACAUGAGGGUAUCGUAAUUAAUAAA
Eutrema salsugineum is the source of this 705-nucleotide messenger RNA. Its product is annotated as monothiol glutaredoxin-S4-like. Bases 172 to 480 code for a protein of 102 amino acids. The transcript has a single exon. The record is from RefSeq and is a predicted model, not a curated record. Lineage: Eukaryota; Viridiplantae; Streptophyta; Magnoliopsida; Brassicales; Brassicaceae.